Molecule: messenger RNA, 2989 nt
Organism: Neurospora hispaniola
Lineage: Eukaryota; Fungi; Ascomycota; Sordariomycetes; Sordariales; Sordariaceae
Product: HAUS augmin-like complex subunit 6 N-terminus-domain-containing protein
Exons: 2
Coding region: 376-2913 (845 amino acids)
Source: RefSeq, a predicted model, not a curated record
UGUUGGCGAACCGACCAACAAAGGUAGGUACUGUCCGGUCGUUAGCUUACAGCUGAGCGGUACCUUAACACGUCUGAGUUGGCAGCCAUUACACGUAUGGCUCAAUUCGUUGUAACUAGCGCAUGUACUCCAGAAGCCAAAGAAAAGGUCUCGGACACUGCGACACGCCAUUUUCCGUCUGUCACAACUGGACUGUUUACGGUAGCUUCACCUCAAGAAGCUGCUGCCCUUGCUAGUACUCGGUGCUUACUACGUACAUACGUGUACACGCCCACUUUCAUCGGCCUUCUUCCAGAUUUUCGAAUCUUUCCUUUUUCAGCUUCCUACCUUUCCACAUCUGACUGAAAGACAGCCUCAGUGCCAUACAACGGAUGGAUGCAUAAUGUCACCAUGGCCAGUCUUUCUUCCAAAGUUUCUCGCACCAAGACUGUCCGCUCGGCUGGGACAAGCAGCAGCAGCUUGAGCAAACCUAUAGGAUUCUCCCGGAGCACCGCUUCGGCUACCAGUCACGCCAGUCACACCACUUACACCAGCUCCGUCACUAGCGCGACCGGCCCGCCGUCAUCGACAACCAAACCUACUACAAACACGUCUAAUGCUUCCAAUGUUUCCAACAUUUCCUUAUUUCUUACCAACCUUCGAUUGCUGGAUCUGGACUUGCUCCCGGAUUGGCCCGAUAUCAAUACGGCCACCUUCAGCGUAAAGGAUGCAGCGCAAGGUCAGAAGAAGCGCAUUCAGUGCGUUGAGUGGGCUCUCUAUCAGCUCUUCAACCUAUGGGACCCCGAAGAAACUCGAAACAAGCUGAAGCCCUUCUUUCCGCCUCUCGAAAACGUCCAAUCCCUUAAUUUGCGCGCCGCUCUCGUCCGGAGCCUAGAACAGGCCAAGAAGAACGGCGUGCUUGGCCGGGAUGCGAUAGUGCGCAAGACAAUGCUCGACGAGUGCAAGGGAGACAGAUUCGAGGAGAUUCUGGCCGUCUUCUCGUCGGCUGUACUCAAAAAAGUGGUAGCAGAGCAGCAGUUACAUGACCCACGAAGAAGACAUCCCGCCCUGGCGCAAGCACUGGCACUCGAGGAUCGUGGCUACUCUGGUGACCGAUCAGAGCUCACAGCUCUCAUAGUCGCCCAUAGAGCCUCUCUCUGCCGUACCUUGAAAGACAAGAAAGCGACGAGAGAGCGAUACAGAGAGUUUUCAAACUUGUUGAGAAUCAAAGAGCAAACCGUUGCUGAUCGACGACAGCGAGUCCAAGCUUCGCAAAGGAGACGCCAAAAUGCCGGGAGAGAGAUCUCCAACGAUGUGAAGUUUGAUGUAUGGCGGACUGUGCGACAUAACUGGUCGGGUAAUGAGCGGUGGUUGGAGACACUCUUACACGGUGACAAAAACACCCGAAUCGACGGUGUCUUGUCGGCGCCUUUUGAUCGAGUCUGGCACCGUGUUCAAACUGGUCGCAUUUCGGAGCUUGAAGACAAGUCAGAUAGUUUGCUGGACGAGCUGGACGACAGAGUGAAGAGCCAGAAGGAAAGACUCCAGAGAUGGCAGACUUUCCGUCAGCAGAUGUUCGGAAAAACCAGCAAGGACUCUACGACCAAAGAGUCCGCCCCACAGCCUAAUCCGAAGGGAAUCGAUCUCGGACUCAGGGGACAUGAGGCUUUGCACCGCGGACGAAGUGCGCGAAGGCUUACUCUCCUCAAAACUGUAACACCUAUUGAGCUAGGGGGCGAAUACAAAGAACUACUCAAUGACUUCAAGUCCGAGUUAUCUAAUAUCGACCCUAAGCUAUCCAAUAUUCCAUCCUGGUUACAAAGGCCAAGAGAGCCGCCACGACAGGAGUCUGAUACGGAUGUGAUUUCCAAUGUUAAUGAUGACGAUAGGAACCUUGCCGCAGCACCUGCUCGAACCUGUCGACGGGAGUUUACAGCAGCCGAAGAUAUGUCAUACCAACCUAUACUGGAGAAGCCGAAGAGUGUCCACGACGAUGGAGAACCACUGGCCUAUUCAAAUGCCGUCUUCGCUGGAAUUCCAACACGGUCGCGACAAUCAGCGACUCUUUCAUCACAACAUGCCAACGAUUUUGAGGCAGCCGAGGGCUUCUCUUGUCUAACAAGGAAUCAGCAAAGACAAGAAGCUACAAACCCAACACCGCCUCAGUCUGCAGUUUCGCCCCCACGCCGUAGGCCAUCUUUGAUCUCCACUAAGGAGAAGCAGCCAGAAAGGCGUGACCGGCCACCCACACCACCGACUGAGGGAACUCGCCGACAAUUCAGCUCUCACCCGUCUCCCGAACCACAACAACUAGCCGACCAGAUCUUGGCGUCCGUCAAUACCGCCUCACCUUCCCCCUUGAACAAACCACGGUACAUACUUUCACUGGCUGAACGCACCCGCCUCACCCUUGCUCAGUGCAAUUCGCAGGCCGCUGCCGACAACGAUGACGCCUAUGGCGACGCAUAUGAGGAAGAAGAUACAUAUUUCUCGCCUGUUCGUUCUGCGUCUCACAAACGCUCACAUACCAUCUCCAGUCCCUACAAAGCAAGCACACCAGGUACACCAGGCGAUAGCCACAACGGCACAGGAGGAGCAGGAGGAGGAGGAGGGGCAUCAACCUACGAAGAUCUCAUGACCCGCACGCGUCGUUCCAUGGCCAACUUUGAGUCCGCCCAAAAGAAGGCUCAAAUGGAGAGGAGACGGUCGGAACGCAAGUCGAAGCAGCUGGCCCCGCCGUCAUCAAAGGGCGGAUAUUUCCCUGCCAUGGGCGAGGAAGAAGAAGAAGGAAAGUCGGCGCUGUUGCUGGCGGAGGAACUGCUUAGUGCGGGCCAGGAUGUGGAUUACGAUGCUGUGUUUAGGAGCAGGCCGAAGAUUGCAAGAGGUCCGACGCCAGGGAAGGAAGAUGGAGGAGGGUUUGGGGAGUGGGAGUAAGGUGAUCAGGGGUACCUAACUGUGUCUUAGUUUGCCACUGUUUAGCUACAUAUAGUAAAGGAGGUAAUUCUGCUGU